Amphibalanus amphitrite is the source of this 8306-nucleotide messenger RNA. Its product is annotated as microtubule-associated protein futsch-like. The transcript has 5 exons. Lineage: Eukaryota; Metazoa; Arthropoda; Thecostraca; Balanomorpha; Balanidae. Gene Ontology annotation, biological process: regulation of DNA-templated transcription. The record is from RefSeq and is a predicted model, not a curated record. Bases 13 to 7899 code for a protein of 2628 amino acids. Gene Ontology annotation, cellular component: RSF complex.
UUGUUUGCAGAAAUGGCGUCCGCCGACGUCGCAAGGUGUUGCGAUGAUCCGAAUUUUGCCGUAAUUUGCUCAUUUCUCGAAAAAUUUGGUGAAAAAUGUGGGAUUACAUAUCCCUCUUUCUCCCGGCUUCAGCAAAUGCUGGAGUCAACAGACGAAGUUCACGAUGCGCUGAAGCACUUUCACAUCCGCCUGAUGCGGAAGGCGAAGCGGCAGGUGAAGCCGGACCUGUGGGAGAAGGCGCUCAUCACGUUCAGUCGACCCAUCUGCAAACAGGAUGCCUGGGAGCUGGAGAGGUUCGGCUACAAACAGGCCGACCUCGGCGUCAAACUCCGCGUCCUCAAGAAUCUGUGUGAGGUGCAGUUUGACCGUAACAAGAAGUUCAAGGACGAAGUGAACAAGGAGAGUGCCACCGAGCUGCGGCGCCAGCCUCUGGGCCGCGACCGGCACGGCAACAACUACUGGUACCUGCUGGACGACGACUGUCAGCUGCGCAUCUACAAGGAGGACAUCGACGACGAGACCUGGCAGGUGGUGGCCACUGACCGGGAUAGCAUGGUGGCGCUCAUCCAGAGCCUGCAGACCGAAUCGCCCGUCGGCACAUCGGUGGACAACUCGCAGGCCAACAGUGAAGAGGAGCUGCUGCAGGCGCCGGCCGCGUCCGUCGCCGCGUCUGUCGGCCGGCCUCAGCCCAAGCAGGAGCCGCCGGAUCGGCCUCCCGAUAAACCGGAGCCGGCGCCUGAUGAGGCCGUGGCUGAGGCGGAGGCGGAGGCGGAGGCGGAAGAAGAGGAAGACGUAGAAGCAGAGGCGGAUGCCCCGGGCGCGGCCGACGAUGUCGAAUCCGAUGAGCCAGAAGCUGAGGACAUGGAACCUGAUGCGGGGGCCGAGGAAUCCGAUGCUGACGUGAAAGAAUCACUGACUGAGGAGGCCGAGACGUCCACAGAGAAAGCUGGGAGUGUAGAGGCUCCAGCUGAAGAUUCAAGGACUGAGGUGAAGUCAGAUGUUCAAAUCGAUAAACCAACAGCCAAGGAUGAGGAGCAAGAACCCAAGGCUGAAGCUGAGGAACCCGACGCCGAAGCCAAGCAGCCUAAGGACAAAAUCCAGGAACCCGAGCCUGAAGCUGAGGAACCUGAGGCUGAAGCUGAGGAACCUGGGGAACCUGGGGCUGAAACUGAACCUGAAGAACGGGAGGUUAAGGCCCAAGAACCUGAGACCAAAGUGGAGGUACCUGACGCCAAGGUCCAGGGGCCAAGAGUCGAAGCUGAUGCUGAGGAGCCGGAGGGAAAGGCCGAUGAACCUGAGCCCCAGGCUGACGAACCUGAGGCCAAGGCUGACGAACCUGAGGUCGCGGCCGAUAAACCUGAGGCCGCGGCCGAAGAACCUGAGGCCCCGGCCGAUGAACCUGAAGCCACGGCCGAUAAACCUGAGGCCACGGCCGAUAAACCCGAGGCUGAUGAACCUGAGGCUGAAACCCAAACUGAGACUGAGGAGCCCAUCGUUAAAGCUGAGGCUGAGGAACCUGUGGUUAAAGCCAACGAACCUGAGGUCGAGGCAGAAGAACAGGAGCUAAAAGAAGAGGAAGGCAAAGAAACCGUUGUAGAACCUGAGACUGAUGCCGUGAAACCGGAAACCCCGGCCGAGGAACCGGGGGUCGACGCCGCGGAACCUCAGGUUGAAACCGAGACGACGAAAUCUCCCGCGACGGUUGCAGCGUCGGAAGGGGGUGCUCCCGUUGAAUCGUCGGAAAAGCAUUCCGUCGACUCCGGCUCAGUUGAAUCGUGUGCAGCAGCGAAGGAGACAGAUUCUGCCGAGAAACCUGAAACUGGAGUGAUUGAUGAGAAGGCUACAGAGGCUGUUCCAUUGGAAUAUGGAAAUAGUGAGGUCAGUAAAGCUCAAAGUCCUGACGCACAUGAGAGCGUUUCUGCGAGUAGUGAGCAGGAAAGACCGCCUUCCGAUAUUGAUGGCCCUGAGCUUGCCUCUAGCACAAAAGAAGUGGAAGUUAGUUCUGUCAUGGUGGAGGAAAUCUUAUCUAAAGCAGAAGAGCCAGGAAUGGCCGCAGCCGCUGCCGAAGAACCUUCCGACUCUAAAGAGGAACGCUCUCUGGCCGAAGAAGAAGAGCUCUCAAAGGCAAACAAGGACCAGCCCUCUGUCGAGGAGGAACAUGAAGCGCAAUCGCCUAGCGCGAAAGAAGAUGCGGCACUGUCCCCAGGAGAUGCCGCACGUUCGCCCGAUGCCGUCGGCAUCGUGUCUGGGACGGCAGAGUCUGACGUCGGCGUCGCUGACCAUCGUCGGGAGCCUUCCAGUGCCGCCGCUGGUUCUCCGAAGACCAGCGGUGCUCCUCCCGAGUCGACUGAGGAGCGCGAGCGGCCGACCAGUGAUGUUGCUGCUGCCAGUGACGAGGCGCGGGCGGCGGACAAUGCGGGGGCCGAGGGGACUGCCGGUGUUGGUGCAGCAGUCAUGGUGACCGGCACCACAGGGGACGGUGGGGAUGGAGGGGAAACUGCGGACACUGGGGACGGGGCGGCGGACAGUAGUGUAGCCAGUAUUAGCGCUGAUCGGGCCGGUCAGUCGGACGAGCACCGCGCAGAGUGUACAAACAGUGAACGGGAGGCGGGCAGCGGGGCAGCUGAGCCGGCCGGCGGCUCCCCGGCCGCAGUGGGGCCAGGAGACGCCGCGGUGAGUGGACCAGCGGUGGGGUCGGCCGCUGGUGAGCCAGAUGUAACGACCGGCAGCGGUGACGGCGUCCUGACUGACCCCGCGUCGACCGAACAGUCGGCUCCCAUAGAGCAGCCUGUGCCGGCAGCAGAGGUCACGGGUACGGAGGGACCUGAUUCACCUGGGCAGGGCACUGAACCUGCUGUGUCUGUGAGUGAGUCAGCCCCGCCGGCGGCGGCAGACGCUGAAAAUGCUGAGUCGACAGAAGCCGUGCCGGUCGGCGCUGAAAGUGCUGAGUCGACCGGAGGUUCAGCAGACAACACUGAAAGUGCUGGAUCGGCGGGAGCCGUGCCGGACAGCGGUGAAAGUGCUGAGGUGACGGAAGGUGCACCGGACAGCACUGAAAAGGCUAAGGCGACGGGACACGCGCCGGACACUGAUGAUACCAAACCUGACACCGAAAACACCGACCAGCGGGACGCUGCACCCGCCGAGUCGGACGCACAAUCGGAAUCUCAUCCAAAGUUGUCACCCAAGGCGGCUAAUGAAAUCGCUGACCAGGCGGUACCAGAUCCGAAACCUCCGGAGUCUGCCGUUGAGUCGGUACCCGGUGAGGUAGGGGCUGCCUCUAAUGAGACAGAACCGGCGCUAGCUGUGGCAAAGCCUGCCUCUGAUCAGCCAUCUGAUGAGGGAACAAGAUCAGCAGCGGUGGUAGUAGAUGAACCAGCUGAACCGUCAGGUGACGAUGGUGCGCCCGAGGUCAAGGAAGACACCCCGUCGGCGCCGGAUGUCAAAUUCCAACACGCGGCCGCAGCAGACGCAGAAGGGUCGUCAUCGCCAACCCCCGCUGCCGUAUCGAGUGCAGCGCCGGAGGAGGAGAAGUCCUCAGAGGCCACUGGCGGAGACGAUGUGGAGGCAGACGCUGACAAAGCCGCCUCGUCAGCUGUGGGCUCUUCGGAAAGCGCGCCCGCUGCUUCUGAGGAGGAAGAAAGUCGUGCAAAAUCUGAUGAAGCGAGCUCCGGUGUGAGCAAGAUCGCCGACGAUUCAAGCGAUAACUGCCAGAAAGAGGCCAGCGUUUCGAAGGAGGGGGCUGCUGAGAAGCCAGCCACCUCCAGUGGAGAUGACACCUCAGCCGCAGGGCUGACGGACGGCGCGGCAACGGCUGAUUCCUCCUCUGCUCGAGAAUCUGAGAGUGAACGUACGCAGAAGAUUCCUGAUGCCUCUGCUGCUCCGGAAUCUGAGAGCGCUUGUGAUACAGCAGCUGCCCCGAGCUCGGAACCUGCCAGGGAUUCCCCAGCUCAGAGUUCGGAAAGUGCUGGUGAUAGCACCGCUCAGGCCUCUGAGAGCGCCGCUGAUACUGCUGCUCCUGCCGCUGAGGGCGCCAGUGAAGCCACAGCUCCGGCCUCUGAGGGCGCCGGCGAAGCUUCAGCUCUGGGAUCAGACAGCGCUGUUGAUAUCUCAGCUUCGGCUUCUGAGAGCGCGAGUGACGCGGUAGCUCCGGCUUCGGAUAGCACGAGUGACGUCGCUGCUCCUUUUCCUGAGAGCGCCGGUGACGCCGCUGCAGAGACUGGCUCUGGUGAUGCUCAGUCUUCUGUCACAUCUAGUGAUGACAAGCCGACAGCGGCGGACGCGGAUGCUAAGAGCGGGUCAGGUGAUACCGCGAGUGAAGCGCCGGCUGCUGGAGGGGUCAGUGAGGCCAUUGAGGACCCUCCGGUGGUGGUGGCCGGGGCGGGUUCGGGCGCCGAGUGUCAGGGCGGUGUGCCGUACGGCUGGGUCAGUGAGGCGAUCGAGGAGCCGGUGUUCCUAGUGACCGGCUCCGGGUCCGGCGCUCUCUGCGAGGGCGGGAACUCUCCCGGCUGGGUCAGUGAGUCGGUGGAAGACCCGGUGCUCGUCGUGGCCGGCAGCGGUUGGGGCGCCCUCUGCGGCGUCGGCGGCCGGCGGCGGGGCGCCAGGGCGGCCACCCACGGGAACAACGGCCACGCCGAGCCGUUGGCGGUCGAGUCGGCACCGGCGGCCGGCAACGGCGAGCUGGAGGGCGAGGGAGACGCCGGGUCCGUGCCGGCGGCCAAGAAACGCGGCCGGAAGAGGAAGAGCGAGAUCGAGAGCCUGGUGGCCGCCGAGGGCGCGGAGGUGGACGACGGAGGCAGCCGCCGACGGUCGUCCCGGGUGGCCAAGCUGCGGGAGAAGGAGGAGGAGCAGCGCAGGAUCGAGGAGGAGGAGCGGCUGCGCGUGCUGAAGGAGCAGGCCGAGCUGAGGAAACUGCGCCAGCAGGAGCGCGAGGGCCGCCGCGCCCAGCGCAAGGAGGAAAAGAAGAAGAAACGCCGAAAGAAGAAGGCAGCUCUGGUGGAAAGUGAUGAAGAGAAUGAUGAUGAACAAAAAGCAAAGGCUAAGAAGAAGAAACGCAAAAAGAAGAAAAAGAAGGGCGGUGGGAAUAACCCGUGGGUGUCCUCAUCGGGGACCAGCUCCAGCUCUGAGGAGGACGAGGACGAGGAGGAAUUAUUCGCUCACCACGCCGCCGAGGAGGAGGACAUUUUCCGCUCGGACCACGAGUUCUCUCCGGAGUCGGACAACGACCAGCAGGAGUGGGUGCCGGUGAAGCACGCGCGCACGGCCCGCUCGGCGCGCAAGGUGGCGCGCACUGCCGCCAGCGACCCGCUGGAGUCGGCCUCGGAGGAGGAGUCAGCUGAUGAGGUGGCCAAGGAGGACCAGUGCCGAAAGUGCGGCCACGGCGACCACCCCGAGUGUAUCCUGCUCUGUGACGACUGUAACGCCGGCUGGCACACCAACUGCGUGCGGCCGCCGCUGCUCAGCAUCCCGGAGGGCGACUGGUACUGUCCGCCCUGCGAGCACAACCGGCUGGUGGCGGCGCUCACCGCGCGGCUCGAGCAGUUCGACGCCGCCCUCCAGCAGCGGGAGAAGGAGCUGAUCCGAAAACAGCGGCUCGACUACGUCAACAUCAGCAUGGGCAACGUGCUGCCUACGCCGCCGCGCCGGCCCAAGAAGCCGCGCAAACGCGAGGACGACGGCUCGGAGGCGUCGGUUGGCGAGGACGGCAGCAGCUCGGAGGACGACUCGUCCGAGGGUGACUCGGAGUCCGAGUCUGAGGACGACUCGGAGUCCUCUGAGGAGUCGGACGAGCCCAUCUACACGCUGCGCGCCCGCCGCCAGGUGGCCGAGGUCAGCCAGAAGGUCAAACAGUUCGACGAGCUCAUCGAUGACGCCAUACGGGACGAGCUGGAGUAUGUGCGCGGCGCCGGUAACGCCGGCCGGGGCAAGGCCAUGGAGAACAUCACUGAGGCUGAGGCCGCCGAUAAAGCACCCGCCGAGACCGCUGCUGACGAGCAGACAACCCCUGCCGCCGAGGAGACGGCCGACGCCGCCCCGGCCGCUGCCGCCGCUCCCGGAGCCCCCGCCGACGCCGCAUCAUCGUCAGACGGGGAGGUGGCGCCGCCUCGUCCGACGGCAGCCGCCCGCAAACGAAAACGGCGCAUCAAUGACCUGGACGACACCGGUGACGACGAUGAUGACGAGAAGGACGCCAGCUUCAAGGCGACCAGCGAGUCCGAGGCCGAGGAGGACGAGUACAAUCCUGACGAACUCUCGUCGGCCGAGAGUGAGCUGGAGACGCGCCGCGGCCGGCGGAGAGCGGCGCGUGAGCCCACCCGCCGCUCGGCGCGCGCCGGACGACGGCAGCGCUACGUCUCAGACGACAGCAGUGACGAGGAGUGGGGCGCGCGCCGCGGGAAGCGUUCGCGGCCGAUGCGCGACUUUGUGGUGUCCGGGGACGACUCUGAGGAGUCUGACGGCACCUGGGGACGCAAGAAGCGCCGGAAGAAGGCGCCGCCGCGCGCCCGAUCGGCCAAGGCGCGGAAGAAAGGCGGUGGUAGUGGCGGUAAGGCGCGACCGAAGAAGCGGCGCGCGUCCGGGGACCCUCCGGCGGAGAAGCCGCGCAGGCGGGUCAAGUACGCCGAGCCGGAGGAGCAGCCGGAGCCACUGGCACGGCGCACGCGCGGCAAGGUGACCAACUAUGCAGCGAUCCUGGAAUCCGAGUCGGACAGCGACACACUGAGGCCCAUCGAACCGAUGAGCUUCGGCCGCAAAUCGAAACGGAGCUCAUCGGAGAGCGAGGACGCUUACAAACCGCCUGCUGACGAAAAGAGCGAGUCCGAUGAACCGGUGGAGAAGGAGGCGGAGGAAGAGGCUGGAGAGGAGGAAGAAGAGGAGCUAGACAGCGGAGAAGACAUGAACACCAUCCCUCAGAAGAAGGAGAAGCCCAAGCCGACUCCGCCGAAAGAGAAGGCUGCUGAGCCGCCGGCGGCUGAGUCUCCUCCCCGGCAGGCGGUGGCAGAGCCGGCGGCGGCGGCCGACUCGCCGGAGCCGCAGGAGGAGCCGGAAGAAGAGGAGGAGGAGGAAGAGGAAGAAGAGGACGAGCCUGAGCCGACGGAUCUGGCUCCCGCGGCGGAGCCGACGCCGCUGGAGCCGACGGAGCCGGCCGCGCCGCCGCCGCCGCCCACCGCGCAGCCGCUGGAGCCGAUCCAGCGGUCGCCGAGUCCGCCGGCGGCGCCGCAGCCGGGCAAGGCGCCGCUGCACCCGCCGCCGGCCGGCAUGGCGCUGCCGCCGAUGCGGCUGGGCGGCCCGCCCGGUCCCGGCGGUCCCGUGCCCGGGAUGCCGGGCGCCCCUCCGCCGGCCGGCGGCCGCGGUCUGCCGAUGAGCAUGGCCGGCGGUCACAUGGUGGUGCGGCCGCCGCCGCGCUACCCGGGCGGCCCGCCGCCCGCCUCCAUGCCACAACCAUUCCACUCGCACCCGGGCCUGCCGGUGAGCGUUGCGGGCGCCACCCACCCGGGUCUGCCGGGCCACCACCCGUACGGGCCGCCCGGCGCUCCGCCGCCGCACUUUUACGGCGGCGCGCCCGGCCAGCCGUACCCGGGCCUCCGGCCACCGGCGUCAAUGCCCGGCGGCCCGGCGCCCAGCCCCCAUCAGCCGUGGCGGACGGGGCCGCACCCCGUGUAUAGCAUGCGGCCACCGUACGGCGCCGGUCCGCCGCCCCAGUACGGGCCGCGGCCGGGCGAGCCGCCUCCCGGUCCGCCGGGUCCGCCCGGCCCUCCGCACGGGCCGCCUCAGCCGCAGCAGCCGCCGCCGCCGCCCCCGCCGACAUCGUCCGCCAGCCAACCGCCGCCGGAGGCUGACGGCAGCCGGGAGUUCGGCGGGCUGGUGUCCUACUUCACCAGUCAGGCGCAGAACGACUGAGCGCGCCCCAAUGACUCAUUCUCGCCGCCCAUAUUCACUCACACAUCAUGCAUUCACGCGCGCGCGGCGCCGCGCACCGCCGGGCCGGGCCGGCGAGUGGCGCCCACCAGCGCCGCCCUGCGCGCGGAGGGAACCUAGAGCUAUUUAUUUCCCUCUCCGUUUUGUGCUGGCGCGCCGCCGGCCUGCCCUCCAUUGCAGUCAUUCGGGGCCGGGGUGUCCCGUGUCCGCCAGCGGCGACGGCCGCCGAUCGCGCCAGUCGGCCGCAAGGGUAUCAGCUAUCAUGUCGAUUUACUUUUUAACAUUGCGAGCGUUAUUGUUUGGAGUCGGGUGUAGUUGAUGCAUCUCCGUGUUUUGUACGAUAUGGUAGUUGGAAAAUGAAGUGAAAUAUAUGCGCUUCGUAUCAUAAA